CUAGGUUUGCUAAAAUGAUGUACAGUUUUUUUUAGAUCAAAUGAUGUACAAUUUGAAACAUAGAGUAUACACGGUUUACAUGCAAACUGGUUGUACUAAUUUCAAGGAAAAGGUAUAACGAAUUUCAUUAUGGAUUAUGUGGUCAGGCAACAAGUUCUGCAAGAAACAAGUGGAGAGGUAUGUCGUCAAGCAACAAGUUCGGUCACUGUAUACCGAACUAUCUAUAAACAUGUCUGUCGAAUGCUGGAUAUAUGAUUUUUCUUUUGUUUCCGAAAAAUAUAAAAGAAUAUAACUGCUGGUAGGGAUGUUGUUUUGUUUCCUUUAGAUCCUAAUAACUCGAAUUUAGAAAAAAAAAUGGAAAGAAAAAUCUUUUGUUGGUUGUUGUUGCUGGGCCAGUUCAGGAUUUCACCCAGGCCUGGCAACUACCCGAAACCAGCUCGGCCCAUAACAACAGGCCUGAUCUGAAGUUUCUCCCUCCGCCGCCGCCAACCCUACCGAACAGGCAACCAGCAAGCCCUCCUCCCGCCAAAACCUCCACCAUUUUCCCGCCCAAUCCCUCCUCCAUUACCCUCUUCCCGCCACCAUCCAUCCCGUAUUCCAGUCCCCUCGCCGUCCUCCCAUCCCAGUCCACACUCCACACCCACGCACCCGCAUCCCUCUCCCUAACCGCCGCCGCCGUCGCCGUCGCCGUCGCCGCCAUGUCGGGUUGGGACGAGGGCGCCGUGUUCUACAGCGACCAGGCGCAAUUCCCCCGCGGCGGCCCUGGCGGCGACCCAGCCGCCGACCUCAGCCGCCACUCCGCUCUCCGCAAGUUCAAGGAGUUCCUCCGCGGCUUCACCGGCCCCACCGGCGACUUCCCCUACCGUGAGAGCCUAGUACACAACCGCGACCAUGUCACCGUCGCCAUCGAGGACCUAGAUGCCUUCGACGCCGAGCUCUCCGAUAGGAUCCGCAAGUCGCCCGCUGAUUAUCUUCCGUUGUUUGAGACGGCUGCAGCCGAGGUUCUCGCAAGCCUCCGUUCGAAGGUCGCCGGCGAGACCGGGGAGAUGGAGGAGCCCGUCACCGGAGAUGUCCAGAUCUUCCUCUCCUCCAAGGAGAAGUGCCUGUCCAUGAGAUCGAUUGGGGCAGAUUACAUGUCGAAGCUGGUUAAGAUUGCUGGAAUUGCAAUUGCUGCAUCUAGAGUGAAAGCCAAGGCCACCCAUGUAACUCUUCUCUGCAAGAACUGCCGGAGUGUCAGAACAGUAUCUUGCAGGCCAGGCCUAGGCGGGGCUAUUGUUCCACGAUCGUGUGAUCAUGUUCCUCAGCCUGGAGAAGAGCCUUGCCCCCUGGACCCCUGGAUUCCUGUCCCAGAUAAGAGCAAGUAUGUCGAUCUCCAGACCCUCAAAUUGCAGGAGAAUCCUGAGGAUGUUCCAACUGGUGAGCUUCCUAGAAAUAUGCUUCUGUCUGUAGAUAGGCACCUUGUUCAGACAAUUGUUCCAGGGACUAGAUUAACUGUUGUUGGCAUCUACAGCGUCUACCAAGCAUCCGCAAACCAGAAGUGCGCUGUUGGUGUUAAACAGCCUUACAUUAGAGUUGUUGGUUUGGAGCAAUCUCGAGACAAUAAUUCAAAUGGACCCUCCAAUUUCACUCUUGACGAGGAAAUGGAAUUCAAAGAAUUUGCACAGAGGCCAGAUGCAUAUGCCAAGCUUUGCUCAAUGAUUGGCCCUUCAAUUUAUGGUCAUUCUGAUGUCAAGAAAGCUAUUGCAUGCUUGUUAUUUGGGGGGUCUAAGAAGAGGCUACCUGAUGGUGUACGUUUGAGAGGGGACAUUCAUGUCUUGCUUCUGGGUGAUCCAUCCACAGCAAAAUCACAGUUCCUCAAAUUCGUAGAGAAGACAGCUCCCAUUGCAGUCUAUACGUCCGGAAAAGGUUCCUCUGCUGCUGGUCUCACGGCAUCUGUAACGCGGGAUAGUAGCUCGCGCGAGUUUUAUUUGGAAGGAGGGGCCAUGGUUUUGGCUGAUGGUGGAGUUGUUUGUAUUGAUGAAUUUGACAAGAUGAGACCUGAAGACAGAGUUGCAAUUCAUGAAGCCAUGGAGCAACAGACAAUAUCUAUUGCCAAAGCUGGCAUUACAACAGUACUCAAUUCAAGGACUUCAGUUCUUGCAGCUGCCAAUCCAAUUGCAGGACGUUAUGAUGAUCUUAAGACUGCACAAGAUAAUAUUGAUCUGCAGACAACCAUUCUUUCUAGAUUUGAUCUAAUCUUUAUUGUAAAAGAUAUCAGAAUGUAUGAUCAAGAUAAGCGAAUAGCAAGCCACAUUAUCAAGGUGCAUGCCAGUGGUGCUGCUGCUUCAUCCAAGAACACAGAAGCAAAUGAAGGAGAAAAUUGGCUGAAAAGGUACAUUGAGUACUGCCGUGCUACUUGCAAACCACGGCUUUCAGAAAAAGCUGCUGAGAUGCUGCAAAACAAAUAUGUUGAGAUUAGACAGAAAAUGAGACAGCAAGCUCACGAGACAGGGAGGGCCGCAGCGAUACCCAUUACUGUGCGGCAGCUUGAAGCCAUCAUACGUUUGAGCGAAUCUCUUGCAAAGAUGAGAUUGACAAGUGUGGCCACACCAGAGCAUGUUGAAGAGGCAUUCAGACUAUUCAAUGUUUCCACCGUUGAUGCUGCAAGAUCUGGAAUCAACGAGCAUUUGAACUUGUCACCAGAAAUUGCAAAUGAAAUCAAGCAAGCGGAGGCACAAAUAAAAAGAAGAAUGGGCAUUGGAAGCCACAUAUCUGAGCGACGGCUGAUUGAUGAGCUAACUAGGAUGGGAAUGAAUGAAUCCAUUAUCAGAAGAGCCCUUCUGAUCAUGCAUCAAAGGGAUGAAGUAGAGUACAAGAGGGAGCGCCAUGUGAUCGUCCGAAAGGCUUGAUGACGGUGGAUGGGUGGAGAAUUCACAUCCAUGACAUUGAAGGCGUCCUCUCUACUGCUGUGUGUAUACCGUCACUGAAACUGCCUCCCCUUCCUGGGAGGAGGACGAGGCCCACAGGCUCCGCAGAAGGAUGGAUGAAUGAAGUUCUGGCCUGUGAGGAGAUGGCAAGAUGUGUAGCCGUACCACAAUAGUGUGUUGCUGUGAUCCUAAUUUUCCAGUGUGACUGACAAUGUAGGCGCUUAGCUUUGGAGCCAAGGCUCCGAACCUGUACUACUUACCACCGUUCAUGGUUGCAAAGUUUGUUUUCUGCAUCACAACUCGAUCUGUUAAAGAAUCA
Messenger RNA from Panicum virgatum (switchgrass), 3225 nucleotides. Its product is annotated as DNA replication licensing factor MCM5-like. Gene Ontology annotation, biological process: double-strand break repair via break-induced replication; DNA replication initiation; DNA replication. Lineage: Eukaryota; Viridiplantae; Streptophyta; Magnoliopsida; Poales; Poaceae. The transcript has 19 exons. The coding region runs from base 699 to 2888 and encodes 729 amino acids. The record is from RefSeq and is a predicted model, not a curated record. Gene Ontology annotation, cellular component: MCM complex; nucleus. Gene Ontology annotation, molecular function: DNA replication origin binding; single-stranded DNA binding; 3'-5' DNA helicase activity.